GUGCAGUGUGUAGUUUUGCCCUGCAAUCGUCAAAGAGUACUGGAGUACAACAGGCACGUUACGGUACCUAUAACAACCGAUGACAACUUGAAACGAUGCUACAGCAGCCAGAAUUGGUCCGACUUCUGACAGAUGGACAUUUAUUAUUAAAAAACUGCGAUGAAGACUGUUUGACAGGAAUCCAACAGGAGCCGAGGCAGAGUGUGGACGAGGAGGGAAAUCCGUUCAACUUCACCCCGCAGCUCAUCCACCUGCACAAGGACCACGAGUUCUUUGAGGAUGGGGAUAUUCACAGACACAUGUAUCUGCAAGACCUCUACAUCUCAGAGGCUGACGGCAAGCCACCACUCAGCGUGUCAGAGUUUGCCUGUCACAUUUCUGGCUGCAGUGCAGUCUUCAGCACUUUGGAGGAGUAUGAGCACCACUACAACUCCCUUCACAGACAUGUGUGCUGCUCUUGCCGCCGCUCCCUGCCAAGUGCCCGGCUCCUAGACAUUCACAUUCAGGAGUGGCAUGACUCUCUUUUCACUAUCCUUGCCCAGCGGCAAGAUUUGUACCAGUGUUUGGUGGAGGGCUGUGGACAGAAGUUCAGGACUAGUAAACACAGGAAAGACCACCUCAAGAUUCACAAGUAUCCUCCAGACUUCAGAUUUGACAAAACAAAAAGGACAGAGGAACCCGACAGAUGAAGAGACAGCAGCAGAAAGAUACAGCCAUGGAGUUAGUGGACGAUGUAUGUGAGUCUGAGGGUGUGAGUGAGGUUAUGUGUGAUGUGCUGUCCCACCAACUCGAGCAAGGAGAAUCCAUGGAGACGCAUGUGUCUGAGGAAGAAGCUGCUCGCAUGGCAAAGUCAGCCUCUACUGAGGAGCACGCAGAUCUUUCUGAGGCAGCUCACAGUACGGGGAGUACAAGCACGGAGCCACUAAAACCACGAUACUCCUACAGGGUCCCCACAACCGUGUGCUUCGGUCACGGCUCUGUCCGAGGCUUCAGAGGGCGGCGAGGAAGGAGGAAAUGAAACACCAGAACUCUGUUGUCUGUCCUUUUUUAAGAUAAAAAAAAACUAUACACUUGUCUAAUGAAUAUAUUUACUCUCAUAUGUAUCCUUUUCUUCAAAUAAAAUGUUUUUUUUAGUUUGUG
Messenger RNA from Perca flavescens (yellow perch), 1140 nucleotides. Its product is annotated as zinc finger protein 511-like. Lineage: Eukaryota; Metazoa; Chordata; Actinopteri; Perciformes; Percidae. The record is from RefSeq and is a predicted model, not a curated record.